Molecule: messenger RNA, 1603 nt
Organism: Monosiga brevicollis MX1
Lineage: Eukaryota; Choanoflagellata; Craspedida; Salpingoecidae
Exons: 14
Coding region: 115-1371 (418 amino acids)
Biological process (GO): proteasome-mediated ubiquitin-dependent protein catabolic process
Cellular component (GO): proteasome regulatory particle, base subcomplex
Molecular function (GO): ATP hydrolysis activity; ATP binding; proteasome-activating activity
Source: RefSeq, a predicted model, not a curated record
CAAGAACGGCUUCUUCUUUUGUUGGUGUCGUUGUCGCUGUGCGCUGCGUUUUUUUGAAACGGCAGCGCCCUUUCUUGUUCAAAGGGCAAGCUCUGCAACUCGACCUGCCCAACCAUGGCAGCGACAGCCGUUGCCCCAGCGGGGCGCACUGCCUCGCGUCAACCGAGCAUCGCUGAGCCCAAGUCAGCCGCCGGUGUCAACGACUACUUUGUGACCAAAAUUGAUGCUCUCAAGGUUGUUGUGGCGGAAAAAACCCAGAACCUGCGUCGCCUCGAGGCUCAGCGGAAUGAGCUCAACGCAAAAGUCCGGGCACUGCGUGAGGAAUUGGUGUUGCUUCAAGAGCCCGCGUCCUACGUUGGCGAAGUGGCCAAGGUCAUGGGCAAGAAAAAGGUUUUGGUCAAGGUGCAGCCAGAGGGCAAAUAUGUGGUCGACCUGGACAAGUCCAUCGAUGUUGGCAAGCUGUCACCCAAUACGCGUGUGGCUCUGCGAAGCGACAGCUACACCCUGCACAAGAUCUUGCCCAACAAGAUUGAUCCGCUCGUGUCCCUGAUGAUGCUGGAAAAGGUCCCCGACAGUACCUACGACAUGGUCGGCGGUCUGGACAAACAAAUCAAGGAAAUCAAGGAGGUGAUUGAGUUGCCCGUCAAGCACCCCGAGCUCUUUGAGGCAUUGGGUAUCGCCCAACCCAAGGGCGUCCUCCUGUACGGUCCCCCGGGCACUGGCAAAACGCUAUUGGCCCGUGCUGUGGCGCACCACACCGACUGCAGCUUUAUUCGCGUGUCGGGUGCCGAACUCGUUCAAAAAUACAUUGGUGAAGGUGCUCGCAUGGUGCGUGAGCUCUUCGUCAUGGCUCGCGAGCAUGCCCCCUCGAUCAUUUUUAUGGAUGAGAUUGACAGUAUCGGUUCCACCCGCUCCGAGUCGGGCGGUGGUGGCGGCGGCGGUGGUGACAGCGAGGUGCAGCGAACCAUGCUGGAGCUGCUGAACCAGCUUGAUGGCUUUGAGGCGACGCAGAGCAUCAAGGUCAUCAUGGCAACGAACCGUAUUGACAUCCUGGACCCGGCACUCCUCCGACCGGGCCGUAUCGAUCGCAAGAUUGAAUUUCCGGCCCCCAACGAGGCAUCACGAACGCAAAUUUUGCGCAUCCACUCGAGGAAGAUGAAUUUGACUCGUGGCAUCAAUCUGCGCAAAAUUGCCGAGCUCAUGCCGGGCGCUUCUGGCGCUGAAGUCAAGGGUGUUUGCACCGAGGCAGGCAUGUAUGCACUGCGUGAGCGUCGUGUACACGUCACCCAAGAGGAUUUUGAGAUGGCCGUGGCCAAGAUUAUGCAAAAGGACAGCGAAAAGAACAUGUCGCUCAAGAAGUUUUUCACAUAAACCGCAAUCGCUGUGCUUUUGCGUCUGCGAGCCUUGUUCUUCCUGCUGCUGUGUGUCAGAGAUGGAAAGAAACAGGAGUCUUCGGCUCUGUUCUUUGCCCUUCACUCUUUUCAAUGGUGGCAAAGCCCAAAUCUUGAAAGCGUGGUGUCCGUUUACCAAUGUGUACUGUGCCCUUGUCUCCUUGUUUCUGUUGUGCAUUUUUGCGUCUGAUCACUCAAUUCACAUGAUUGCG